AUGGCUCCCGCGGCACAUGCCGGCGAUCCCGCCCUGGGAUCGCUAUCGGCACACCUGUCCUCGGCGCAGGACGGCGCCAGGCGGCUGAUGCGGGCAUCGGCGGGCCGGCGCGACGGCCCGCGGCCCGCCGGCCGCAUCCCCGCCCCCCCGGCGCGAUCAAAGAAUCGCGAAUCGGGUAUCAUGGUUGCCGGCGCGAUUUCGGAACAGGAUUCGGUCGAUGUGGCGGUGGAUGGGCUGUUGGGCCCCGCGCCACCCGGCGAUGUCGAUGCGGCGGAAAAUGACGGCAAGGUUGCGCUCGAGGCGGUGGAACUUGCCAGCGAGGCCGGGCAGGAUUACGGUGAGCUGCGCGAUCUGCUCUCCGCGGGAGAGUUUCAGGAAGCAGGGGGAGAGACAAGGGCCAGGCUGUUGGCCUUGGCGGGGGCGGAUGCCGUGAGCAGGGGGUGGGUUUACUGGUCGGAGGUGAAGUUCAUUCCGAAUGCGGAUAUGAGGACGAUUGACGGGCUCUGGCGGGCGGCCAGCGGGGGCAGGUUUGGCUACUCGGCGCAGAAGCAGGUGUUCGCUGCCUGCCAGAGGCGCUGGACGCGCUUCUUCGUGGAGGUGGGGUGGGUGGAUGGGGAGAGCAACAAGUACGUGGAGUGGCCGGGGGCCUUCGACUACAGCCUGGGCGCCCCCGCGGGCCACCUGCCGGAGACGAACUGUUUGAGGGGCACGCAGCUGCUGGCGGCGCUGAUGGAGCACCCGGCGUUCGAGGGGGCGGGGGCGCGCAGCGAGGCGGAGCUGCAGGGCGGGACGUUGCCCGAUUGGAUGUAG
Ostreobium quekettii is the source of this 810-nucleotide messenger RNA. The record is from the annotation of a GenBank genome assembly. NCBI's taxonomy places the organism in Eukaryota, Viridiplantae, Chlorophyta, Ulvophyceae, Bryopsidales, Ostreobiaceae.